Messenger RNA from Vicia villosa (hairy vetch), 1548 nucleotides. RefSeq lists its product as uncharacterized. Lineage: Eukaryota; Viridiplantae; Streptophyta; Magnoliopsida; Fabales; Fabaceae. Bases 1 to 1548 code for a protein of 515 amino acids. The transcript is spliced from 3 exons. The record is from RefSeq and is a predicted model, not a curated record.
AUGUCUCAGAGUUCUCCCUCAAAGAAAUCGUCUCCUCCCUCUGGAACAGCAUCAGGAUCUAGGGCACCAAAUGUGGUGAGUGAUCAAGAUGUUGUGUUGAAUGUUGUGCCAUUGAACACUGUUCCUGCUACCGAUCCUGAUGAUGUUGAGACAUCUGUUGAUAACAAUGAUGAGACCCCUGGUGCCAAAGAUGUUGAGACAUCUGAAGCUAUCAAUGUUGAAACAUCUGGUACUAAAGAUGCUGAGGUUCUUGAACCUGAGAAAGCUGAAGAGGUUCCUGUUGCUCCUUCUAAAGAAACUCUUAAUGAAGGCCCUACUGUGCAUGAUGUGGUGAAUCUGGAUGAUCUGGAUGAUUCUAUUGACAUUGCUGAUGAUGAGCUCAUCUCUAGCAUCUCUCAUAGAGUCAAGACUCGUAAGGGCAAACAGGUUUGUGAUCAAGAUUUCUCCAAACCUCAAGUUACUCAUCAAAAGAAGGUCACUAUAAAGAAGAUCAAGAAGGUCCUUGCUGAACCUUCAACCACUGGGAGCAAGAUUGAUGUGAAGAAGAGGAAGGAAAGAAGUGUUUCUGCCCCUGAAGACGAUGUCUUAAGUGAUGUCCCUGACAUCCCAUCAAAGAAGAAGAUUGCUGUCACAAAAUCCUCCACAAAGGAAUUUAUUGUGAAUUUGUCUCAAGAUUGUGGUGAUGGAAGAACUGAUGAUUUUGAUAAGGUGUAUGUUAGAAGAAAGUGUAUAGAUUUUUCCCCUGCUGUUAUCAACCUAUAUCUAGGUAGAGAUGUUGAGGCUCAACCUGAGCUUGAAGUAACUGACAAUGAAGUAUGCAAUGUUAUCACUGGUGGUAAGGUCAAGAAAUGGCCCAUAAAGAGUAAAUUGUCUACUAGUCUUUUGAAUGGCAGGUAUGCCUUGCUGCACAAAAUUGGUGCUGCAAACUGGGUGCCUACCAAUCACACUUCUACCAUUGCUGUUGGCCUAGGUAAAUUCAUUUAUGCAGUGGGAACCAAGACAAAAUUUGACUAUGGGACCUACAUAUUUGAUCAAACUAUGAGGCAUGCUGGUACCUCUGCUACCAAGCUCCCCAUUGCAUUCCCAUCCCUGAUAUGUGGGAUAAUCCUCAAGCAACACCCUAGAAUUCUGAAAAGUAAAGAUUCUGUAUGUAAAACGGAGAGUGCUUUGUCUUUUCACUACAAGCUGCUCCAGAGGUCUAAUGACAUGACAUCUGCUGGGACAUCACAACCCAGCAAGUCUGUGAACAAAGCCCUUCUUAUUGCUGAGCUGAAAGAGACUUGUAAGGAGUUGGACAACAGGAAGAUGAAGCUUGAAAAGCUCAUCCAAAGUCUUGAGCAGUCUACAGAUGAUGAUCUUGUUGGUGGAAGGGAUGGUGACAAUAUGGAUGAAGAUAAAGGUGCUGAUAGUGGGGCUGAGGAAGAGGCUGAGGAUGGUGAGGGCUCUGAGGAUACUGGGAGUAGUGAUGCUGAUGAAGAGACUAGUAGCUCAAGUGAUGACAAUACUGGUGGCUCUAGUGAUGAAGACAAUGAUGGGUCUGAUGAUUAG